AUGGAUGAUACCUUGGGAAAAACCAUAAUAAGGUCAAGGAAGAAGAAAGGCAAAACCCAAGGCGAUGGAGGCAGCAUGGGCAUGGAGGGUGACACCAGUGAAGCGAGCAAGGCAAUGGGCAAGAAAGCAAUGGGCAUGGGGGACGCUAGGCAUGGUGGUGCUGGGCACCGGCGACGCAAUGCUAGAAUGGUGCCGAGUGUUGGUGCUGGUGCUGGCAAUGCUGGGCGACGAUUCCAGUAUGUUGCAUAG
This is a messenger RNA of Ilex paraguariensis (yerba mate), 249 nucleotides long. Lineage: Eukaryota; Viridiplantae; Streptophyta; Magnoliopsida; Aquifoliales; Aquifoliaceae. The record is from the annotation of a GenBank genome assembly.